Molecule: messenger RNA, 3435 nt
Organism: Andrographis paniculata
Lineage: Eukaryota; Viridiplantae; Streptophyta; Magnoliopsida; Lamiales; Acanthaceae
Exons: 22
Coding region: 231-3065 (944 amino acids)
Molecular function (GO): acyltransferase activity, transferring groups other than amino-acyl groups
Source: RefSeq, a predicted model, not a curated record
UUUAUGUUUAAUUUUCAUGCCAAAAGAUUCUCUCAAUCUAAUUUCUCCAAUUUCCCCAUUCUUUCUCCGUAGGGUUUCCAUCUCAUUUUGCUUCCUUCGUCUCGCCUUAUUAUUAGUAAAAAUCCUGUGGAAAUUUGCUGUCAUGCAUCUAAGUUUCAUUUUAUUGCACAGAUCCAGAGCCGGAAUUCCGUCACUUUAGUCAUCGCGCCGGAACGAAAGGCAAAGAAGCGAUGGUGAAGGCUAAAUCGGAAUCCGGGUGUGCGAGUCAGUCGAAGGGGUUCGAAUCCGGAUCUGGUGGCACCGCCCGGCCGGAUUUGAAUGGUUUGGUGGAUGGCUGCUAUUUGCCUAGGUCUAGGACGAGUGAGAUGAAUGGUUACUGCGUUUAUACUAGGAAUAAGAGAUUGAAGACUAAAGCCGCGGGUAGAAUCGGGUGUUCGGAUAAACUCCAGGGUGACUUGAGGUCUACGGUUAAAACUGCGGAUGCUGCUUGUUCGAAUGUAGGUGGCAUUGACAGUGGUUUAGGCGAUGUAGGGUUUAGUGGAGCAGAGGGCGAGGGAGUAAUGAUGGACAUUGAGAUAAAGGAGGAGCCAUUUGUGGCCACGAGAAGUGCUGUACCCAGGAGGUUUACACGCGCGAUGCUUAAGUCGAGGGGCGAUGAUUUGGAGAAUUUGAGGGACACGGUGAUUUUAGAGGCUGAUGCAUUCACGAAUGAAAACUUGGCAUUGGGUAAUCCAGAGACAAGGAAAAUGGAAAUGAAGAUGUCCAAGAAAAUUCUGAUAAAAGGCCGACCAACAACUGUUAGAGAACUUUUCGAGACAGGGUUACUGGAAGGGUAUCCAGUUUUCUACAAUGGUGGCAAGAAGGAAUUCCCGUUACGUGGCACCAUAAAAGAUGAUGGAAUCUUGUGUUAUUGCAGUUCAUGCAAGGGAGCUCAGGUAGUUCCUCCUUGUCAGUUUGAAAUUCAUGCCUGCAAAUCAAAUAGACGUACAUCACAGUACAUAUGCUUAGAAAAUGGGAAAAGCCUUUUGGAUGUGAUCAAAGAAUGCCGGAAAUCUUCUCUGAGAACAUUAGAAGAAACAAUUCAGAACUUCAUCGGCCCUCUGCCUGUGAAGGGAACUGUUAUCUGUCAAAAUUGCAAAGGGCUAUUUCUGCCAACAUCUACCGAGAGAGUGGAACUAUGUGAUUCUUGUACUGUUGCCCUAAAUCCAAAGUUUGAUGGUGAAUGUGUAGAUUCAAGGGCUUCGGAGUCACUUGUUGCCUUAGGAAUGCCUGAAAGUGAUGAACUGUAUGAGAGUCACCACCAAAGAGGACGUCGUGGGAGGAUAAAAAGGAAGCAUUCACAAUCGAAAGCUUGCACAGAAUCUACUGGAAAAUCCUUGCGUGGUAGAAAGAAGGGUCAAUCGAAGAUAUCAAAAAUAUUGCCAGAAUCAGCCAUAAUGUCUCCCAUAAGUACUUCAAUGAGCUAUUCUAAGUCAUCUUCUGGUCCAACCUCAAAUGCUAGUACUUCCAUCCAUGACUCACAGAAAAACAAGACUACAAGUACAAUCUUAAAGGAAUUGUCAAAUGCUUCAUCUCUAUCCACAACACAUAUAACUGCACCAGUCUCCUCCCAGUCCAAGAAUUCAUGGAAGAUAACUAAAAAAGAUCAAAGGAUGCAUAAGUUGGUGUUUGAGAAUGGAGGAUUGCCAGACGGAACAGAAGUUGCUUAUUAUUCUAAUGGCAAGAAAUUGUGUGAGGGGUACAAAAAGGGAUCUGGAAUAAUUUGUGGCUGCUGUAGCUCAUUGGUUAGUCCAUCUGUAUUUGAAUCUCAUGCGGGAUGGGCAUCUCGAAGAAAACCCUAUAUGUAUAUCUACACAUCUAAUGGAGUAUCCCUCCAUGAAUUUGCUGUCUCGCUGUUAAAAGAGCGCAAAUGUCCCUUGAAAGAGAAUGAUGACUUGUGCAUCAUCUGUGCAGAUGGUGGGAAACUUGUGCUUUGUGAUGGCUGUCCAAGGGCUUUUCACCAAGAAUGUGCAUCUCUUUCAAGCAUUCCUUGUGGAAAAUGGUAUUGCAUGUAUUGUCAGAAUAUGUUCCAGAGGGAAAGGUUUGUUGAGUGGAAUGCCAAUGCCGUUGCAGCUGGAAGAGUGGCUGGUAUUGAUCCAAUCCAACAAAUAACUAAUCGUUGCAUUCGCAUUGUCAAAAAACCUGAAGAAGAAGAAGUAAUAGCAUGUGUGAUUUGCAGAGGCAAAGAUUUUAGUAAAUCUGGCUUUGGUCCUCGCACUGUAAUAUUGUGUGAUCAGUGUGAAAAGGAAUAUCACGUUGGCUGUUUGAAAAAAUGCAAGAUAGCUGAUUUAAAGGAACUUCCAAAAGGCAAAUGGUUUUGCUCUGAAUCUUGCAAGUGGAUCUAUACUGAACUUCAGGAUUUGUUGGAUACUGGUGAAGAAAAGCUCUCAGAUUCUUCUCUGGACAUUAUAAAAGAGAAGCAAACAAAAAAUUCUUCAGCUGGGGAUGCAGAUAUUGAUGUGGGAUGGAGAGUUUUGAAUGGAAAAGUUACUUCCCGGGAAACAAGAGUGUUGCUGUCCCAGGCUGUGGCUAUAUUUCAUAGUUCUUUUGCGCCAAUUGUUGAUCCGCAGACUCAGCGAGAUUUUGUUCCAUCUCUGGUUUAUGGGAGGAAUAUAAAGGGUCAAGACUUUAGCGGAAUGUACUGUGUCAUAUUGACAGUGAACUCGGCAGUUGUAUCAGCUGGGAUCAUUAGGAUUUUUGGACAAGAAAUUGCAGAACUCCCAUUGGUUGCAACUCACAAUGACAAUCAAGGCAAGGGAUACUUCCAAACCCUUUACUACCGGCUUGAGAAGUUUCUUGCACAUUUGAAAGUUAAAAACAUUGUUCUCCCAGCAACUGAUGAUGCAAAGUCAAUUUGGCAACAGAAGUUUGGCUUUCAGAACAUCCCGCAGGAUAGGCUUUUGAAUCACAAAAAAACCUUUUCUCAAAUGAUAACGUUCAAGGGGACAUCAAUGUUAGAGAAAACAGUUCCAAAAGCGGCAACUGCUAACUGUAAAGAAGCUGAUUCUGAAGUUCCCUUGCAGUGAUUCCAUUUGUUUCCCGGGCUGAUUGACAUGUGCAGGAAAGAGAGAUAAUGUGGAAUUGUGUAAACCUCUGGAGCAGUGGCUGGUGUUGAAGGACUAUAACUAGUGUCCUUGUUUUGUUCCCAGCGUGUAGAUAGCUAGCUCUCAAACAUGACUAUCAUUUAUUACAUUUUUGAGGUACGCAAUUUCAGGUUAUUGGACUUGAUGGAUGCCCUUUUCCUCCUUAUUCUAGACUACCUUGUUUGUAUCUAGCAAUACAUUUCAACAAUUUAGUUCUUUUGUAACUUCUAGUGACAAGAAGGAUCGUUUAUCAAGGGCAAAUAUUUUCUUAUUUUGAAUUUUCUUUCCACAAAUGAUAGAAAUAUUCUAGCAA